Molecule: messenger RNA, 3243 nt
Organism: Aspergillus saccharolyticus JOP 1030-1
Lineage: Eukaryota; Fungi; Ascomycota; Eurotiomycetes; Eurotiales; Aspergillaceae
Product: peroxidase/cytochrome P450 family protein
Exons: 7
Coding region: 1-3243 (1080 amino acids)
Biological process (GO): response to oxidative stress
Molecular function (GO): oxidoreductase activity, acting on paired donors, with incorporation or reduction of molecular oxygen; peroxidase activity; heme binding
Source: RefSeq, a predicted model, not a curated record
AUGGCUACCAAGCAGGAUAAUUCCCUUUUGAAUGGCGUUGGGAGCAGAAUAUCCCAGGUCGAGAAGGUUAUUUCAGCGUCUCUACGGCCAUUGCCCACUACGACGGGCGACGGGACGUAUGUCACAGAGCAAGUGCAGACAGGCUUAGUCAAAGACCUUAGCCAUGUCGACCUCGACAAUAUCAAGGCCAUUUUGGAGAUUGUCAAGGAUACAGCAACAGGCGAGCCGCUCAAUGACAGACACUAUAUUAUGGAGCGGGUGAUCCAGCUCGCUUCCGGCCUACCUUCAACCUCACGAAAUGCAAAAACAUUGACGAACACCUUCCUCAAACAACUCUGGAAUGAUCUGGAGCACCCGCCAAUCUCCUAUCUAGGUUCAGAGCACGUAUAUCGACAAGCGGAUGGUUCAGGCAAUAAUUACCUAUGGCCUCACAUUGGCGCCGCUGGCUCUCACUAUGCUAGGUCUGUACGCCCAACGACGGUCCAGUCCCCAUCUCUUCCGGAGCCGGAGACACUUUUUGCGUCUCUUUUAGAGAGAAAGGAAUAUAAGGAGCAUCCGAACAAGAUCUCCAGUAUCUUGUUCUACCUUGCGUCCAUCAUUAUUCAUGAUCUUUUCCAAACCGACCGCAAUGAUUAUACCGUGAGCUUGACAUCGUCCUAUCUUGAUCUCUCACCACUGUACGGCAACAAUCAAGACGAACAAAAUCAGGUAAGGACUUUUCAAGAUGGAAGAUUGAAGCCGGAUUGCUUCUCUAGCAAACGUAUCCUCGGUUUCCCUCCCGGUGUUGGUGUCCUUCUGAUCAUGUUCAACCGGUUCCAUAAUUACGUGGCCGAGAAUUUGGCUACCAUCAACGAGGGUGGCCGGUUCACCAAGCCAGAUGAGUCGAACGCCAAAGCAUACGCGAAAUACGACAACGACCUCUUCCAGACUGCUCGCCUAGUGACUUCCGGCUUGUACAUCAACAUUAUCUUGAAGGAUUAUGUUCGCACCAUCCUAAACAUCAAUCGAACAGACAGUACCUGGAGUUUAGACCCUCGUGCAGAGAUGCAAGAUGGCCUUCUUGGCGAGGCACCUGCGCAGGCCACCGGUAACCAGGUCUCCGCUGAGUUCAAUCUCGUGUAUCGCUGGCAUUCUUGUAUCUCCAAGCGAGACGAGAAAUGGACGCAAGAUAUGUAUCGCGAACUUUUCCCUGGAAAAGACCCGGAAGAGAUCUCUCUAAGAGAGUUCCUGCAGGGAGUUAGUCAAUGGGAAGCUAGACUGCCAGAGGAACCCUCAGAGCGCCCAUUUGCUGGGCUGCAGCGAAAGGAGAAUGGGUCGUUGGACGAAGGUGAACUCGCCAAGCUAUUCGCAGACAGUGUGGAGGACUGUGCAGGCGCCUUUGGAGCAUCCAAUGUCCCGUCGGUCUUCCGCAACAUUGAGACUCUCGGCAUCAUGCAAGCCCGUUCCUGGAAUUUGGCCACGUUGAAUGAAUUCCGAAAGUACUUCAACCUCACUCCGUACAAGACGUUUGAGGAGAUCAACUCGGACCCUCACAUCUCCGGUCAGCUCAAGAGGCUGUACGAGCACCCCGACCUGGUGGAAAUCUACCCAGGUAUCAUUGUCGAAGACGCGAAGGAGUCGACGAUUCCUGGAAGUGGCUUAUGCACGAAUUACACGAUCUCGAGAGCUAUUCUCUCCGAUGCGGUGGCCUUGGUCCGCGGUGAUCGUUUCUAUACGGUUGACUAUACACCAAAACACCUUACGAACUGGGCCUAUAAAGAGAUUCAGUACCAGGAUACUGUUGAUCAAGGACAUGUCUUCUACAAACUGGUCUUACGUGCAUUCCCCAAUACCUUCACCGGUAACUCUGUCUAUGCUCAUUUCCCUCUCGUUGUCCCAUCCGAGAACGAGAAGAUUUUCAAGGAUCUCGGCCGAUUUGAUGACUAUAGCUGGGAUCGGCCCAGCCUCAGCCCGCCGCCGCAGUUCAUCUCCUCAAAUGCCGCCUGCGCGGCUAUUCUGAGCGAUCAAGACACUUUCAAGGUCAUCUGGGGUAAGAAGAUUGAAUUUCUGAUGAGCCAUAACAAUCAGCCUCACGGCCGGGACUUCAUGCUGUCGGGAGACAAACCUCCAAACGCUGCAUCCCGCAAAAUGAUGGGAGCAGCUCUCUACCGUGACAAGUGGGAGAGCGAAGCCAAACGAUUCUACGAAAACAUUACUCUGAAGCUUUUGCAUCAGCAUUCGUAUAAAAUUGCUGGAGUCAACCAGGUCGACAUCGUUCGCGACGUCGCCAACCUCGCGCAGGUCCAUUUCUGCGCGAAUGUGUUUUCUCUGCCCCUCAAGACCGAAUCGAACCCCCGGGGCAUCUUCACUGAACAAGAACUCUAUGAGAUAAUGGCCCUCGUAUUUGCCUCAAUCUUCUAUGACGCAGAUGUUGGGAAAUCGUUCGAGCUUAACCAAGGCGCUCGGAGCGCAACACAGCAGCUCGGAGAGCUGACAAUGGCCAAUGUCGACUUUGUCAGGAACACCGGUUUUAUUCAGAAUCUGGUACACAGCCUGCAUCGACAUGACAUUCUAAGCGAAUAUGGUGUGCACAUGAUACAGCGUCUGCUCGCCAGUCAGAUUUCCCCGACUGAAAUCGUCUGGACUCACAUUUUGCCGACCGCCGGUGGAAUGGUUGCCAACCAGGCUCAACUCUUCUCGCAAUGUCUUGAUUACUACCUGUCCGAUGAGGGCUCCGCUCACCUACCGGAAAUUAAUCGGCUUGCUAAGGAGGACACCCCCGAAGCUGAUGAUCUGCUGCUAAGAUACUUCAUGGAAGGCGCUCGUUUGCGCUCUUCCGUGGCUCUGCCUCGCUAUGUGGCAAAGCCUACGGUGAUCGAUGAUGCUGGCACGAAGCUGGCAUUGAAGACUGGUCAGUUGGUAUAUUGCAACUUGGUCGCCGCGUCAAGGGAUCCCGUUUGUUUUCCAGAGCCUGAAACAGUGAGGCUUGACCGUGACAUGAGCGCAUAUGCUCAUUUUGGUUGGGGACCUCACCAAUGUCUUGGAAUGAGUCUGUGUAAGCUGGCUCUUACCACGAUGUUGAAGGUUGUAGGACGCUUGGACAACCUUCGACGUACCCCUGGCCCUCAGGGCCAGCUGAAGAAGAUUCCGAGCUACGGGGGCAUAACCAUCUACAUGACUGCCGAUCAGAGUAGUUUCUGGCCGUUCCCCUCCACUAUGAAGAUUCAGUGGGAUGGAGAGCUGCCGCCUCUUGCAACGAACUAA